Molecule: messenger RNA, 4657 nt
Organism: Crotalus tigris (Tiger rattlesnake)
Lineage: Eukaryota; Metazoa; Chordata; Lepidosauria; Squamata; Viperidae
Product: zinc finger protein 2 homolog
Exons: 7
Coding region: 1506-3338 (610 amino acids)
Source: RefSeq, a predicted model, not a curated record
AAGUUUGAAGACCCCUGUUCUAGAUAAACACACUUGCACUCUACGUAUAUAUGACUGUAUUCUAGAAUGAAUUGGUCAGCUUACAGUACAAUGUACAGUAUAAUAAAGUGCAGUAGGUUGAAUGCUGAAAGUUGCCUGUUUCAUUAGGAAACCAAAGGGGUCACUUCACAUAUUGGGGUGACACCUGUUGAACCUCUACCUGUCCCAUAGACCUAGCAGACACAGGGUCCAACGCUGCCCCCGCCAGAAGGCCCUGGGGAACGGAGACUGAUGGUUGUAACUCCUUGCUGGGGUGAGAAAGCAGCCUUGCUUCUUCCAAAAGUGAUGGCUGUACACAGGUCCAGGUAGUAAUAAUAAAAGAACUUGUAAGGGACCUUGGAGGUCAUCGAGUCCAACCCCCUGCUCAGGCAGGAAACCCUAUGCCAUUUCAGACAAACGGCUGUCCAGUCUCUUCUUAAAAACUUCAAGUGUUGGAGCAUUCACUGCUUCUGGAGGCAGGUUGUGCCACUGGUUAAUAGUCCUCGAGUUAUGACACCAGAUGAGUCCAAAAUUUCCACUGCUAAAGGAAACAUUUCUUAAGUUUCUUUGCCCGAUUUUACGACUUGUCUUGCCACAGUUGUUAAGUGAAUCAUUGCAUUUGUUAAAUUAGUGACACGCUUGUUAAGUGAAUCCCAUUGACUUUGCUUGUCAGAAGGGCACAAAAAAAGGGUGAUCUCAUGAUCAUUGGGACACUGUGACCGUCAUAAAUACAAACCAGUGUGCCAAGCAUCUGACUAUUUGAUCACGUGACUGUGAGGAUGUUGCCAGUCGAGUGACAAACGGUCGUAAGUCACUUCACACACAAACACACACACACACUGCUCUUGUUACUUCGAACGGUCACUAAACGAACUGUUAAGUCUUGUAUUCCGUGUGAACGGUGAGCGCACGCUGCCAAGUCCCAGGUUCCUUUGCCUUGAGAAAGCUAACCUUGCGGACCGUUGGAAACGGCGCUUAAUCCGGUGUCAAGCCGAGUUCCUCUCCGCCCUCGCCGGAUCGCCAGCGAAGGAAACUCGACUUUUACUUUGCAGCAAAGCCCGGCUCGCUGCUGCAAGGCGCUCGCGGAGAGCCCUUGUCAGCCGCGAGGCCCCCGCCCCGCCUGUCGCCGCGAGGGAUCCUGGGAAACGCAGUCCGCGAAGGGCCCGAAAGACCGCCCGCCCGAGACCCGCCGCCGGCGGAGGCGAACUACAACUCCCAGCGAUCCCCGGGAAGAGGAAGCCAAUGAAGCGUCCAACCGGUCUCAAGUUUGCCCUGUAGCCGUUCCUCCCCGAAGGAAUGGCGAGGGCCGGGGCCGAGCAGCUGCCUUGAGGGGCCACCUUUCGCCUGGCUUUUUCUUCCCCUCUCUUGUUGCCUCGACGUCCCUCUCGUCCGCCUUUCUCCAAAGAAAGGCCUUCCCGGCCUGGAAACCACCCCCCCACACACCCGGAGUGGCCUCGUUUUUUGCGGUAGAUCGAAACAAUCUCACCAUGAAUGCUGGAAUUGACAAGACUGCGGAGGAGGACCAAAUGCAAGACAGGCUCGUAAACCUUAGCAAAGAAAGAGAGAACGAGGGACAGGAUUGUCAGGAGGUGAAAGACAGCGAGAAAAAGAUAACAGAAGAUAACAAGAAUCGGGGCUCUCCACCGCCCAAGGAUGAUCUACAGGUGCAGCCUGAUUCGGAAAUGAUUGACCUGAGCAACAUGAAAGAAGAUGAAGAGGAAGAGGACAGCAGUGAGGAGAUAGUGGAGUCUGGAAAUAUUGGGAGCAGAGAGGACGACGAGCCGCUGGCUGGGAGACUGGAGGAGAUCAAGCAGAGAUACGGCAGUUUGUGUCAGAACAGCACCGUUUUCCAAGAAAUGAUACUGCGGCUCAAAGCCGGAUGGAGGAACCAAAAUAAGGAACGGGACGGUUUGCCUGGGGGCUCGGAGCGCCUGCAGCUGAACAGGAUGAUGUGGGGCGGAGACGAGGUCAGCUUUACCCCCAGCGUUGGGGGCCAGUUGGGCGCCCCGGACAGCCCCUCGAGGACGGUGGAUUGUCUGCUGGAAGCCAGGGCCCCCAUUUCGAUCCCGUUCGGCGGGGGCUUCUUCGACUUCAGCGAGUUUGCAGUCCAGGAGAGCUUCCUCCAGAAGAAAGGCCAGGAGCUCUCCAAAACGUUUGGGCCAAGCCUGAGGAGCGCCAGCGUGGCGGAGCUCCGGACUCAGGAGAAGUCCCCGCCGGCGGAGAAACCCUACAAAUGCAACGAGUGCGGGAAGAGCUUUGGCAAACGCUCCACCCUGAACACCCACGGCCGGACCCACACGGGGGAGAAGCCCUUCAAGUGCUCGCACUGCGACAAGCGCUUCAGCCAGAGCUCCCACCUGCAGCUGCACGAGCGGACCCACACGGGCGAGAAGCCCUACAAGUGCCUGCUGUGCGAGAAGAGCUACAACCAGCGGUCCAGCCUCAUCAUCCACGAGCGCAGCCACACGGGCGAGAAGCCCUACUCCUGCCUGGAGUGCGGGAAGAGCUUCAGCCAAAAGGCCACCCUGGUCCUCCACGAGAAGAGCCACCGGGGGGAGAAGCCCUACAAGUGCCUGGAGUGCGGCAAGGGCUUCAGCCUGAGCGCCGACCUCAUCCGCCACCAAAGCAUCCACACCGGGGAGAAGCCCUACACCUGCUCCGAGUGCGGGAAGAGCUUCAGCCAAAACUCCCACCUCAUGGCCCACAUCCGGACCCACACGGGCGAGAAGCCCCACAAGUGCCUGGAGUGCGGCAAGGGCUUCAACUGGAGCUCGGAGCUGAUCGCCCACGAGCGGACCCACACCGGCGAGAAGCCCUACCAGUGCCUCUACUGCGCCAAGAGCUUCAGCGUCCGCUCCAGCCUCAGCAAGCACGAGCGGACGCACACCGGCGAGAAGCCCUACGUCUGCCCCCAGUGCGGGAAGGCCUUCAUCCAGCGCUCCAGCCUGGUGGCGCACGAGCGCUCCCACACCGGCGAGCGGCCCUACAUGUGCCUGGGCUGCGGCAAGGGCUUCCGGGAAAGCUCGCAGCUCAUCGCCCACGAGCGGACCCACACCGGCGAGAAGCCCUAUGUCUGCUCGGAGUGCGGCAGCUGCUUCAAAGCCAAGGCCGCCCUCCUCCGGCAUCAGCGCGGCCACUUGGGGCUGAACUCCUUCAUCUGCGCCGACUGCGGGAAGAUUUUCUCCUCGGCCGCCGAGAGCCCGGAGAAGUGUCCCGAGUGCGUGAAUCUGAACCUGACGCCGGGCCUCCCGCGGGCAUCGGAAGAGGCCGAUCGGGAAACGGCCGAAGGAGCGGGACAGAGCGGCGACGCCAAGAUGUGAACGGACGAGGCCGUCUGGGCCUCGGGUUCUGCUUUUUUUUUCGCCGGUCAUCGUCGGCUUCUUCUUUUGACGGAGCGGAUCCUGCAAAGGGGACUGUUCCUGCGGCCGACAGAGGACGGGUUUCGCUGACCAAAGGUGACUGUGGGCAACUGAAUGCCUUCCCCCCAGAUGGGAUGGCCAUCGCGGUUUUGGUUCCUGUUGCCAAACCAGGCCCGUUUCAGACCCUUGGGAGGGGAACUGGAAAUGCAGAGAGGACCACAGAAUCGGGUGGAUACGAAAACGAAAGAGAAUGCCUGAAUUUUUCGUAUCGUCCUUCAUUACCCAGUGCCUAGAAUGCAGUUCCUGAUCAACUGGAGAGUUGGGUCUGUAGUAGAGGAACCACGGGACGCGUCUUUGAGGCUCUUCUUUGGUCCAGUGCCCCCUCGUUGCCUGUCGUCGGUUUCACAAAGAGUUUUAAAUGAAUUUUGCUCAGCUUUUUGACGGAUUUGAGCUGCAACGAACGUUUAUCUCAUGAAGUCCCACUGGAUGCACGUGAGACACUUGGAACUGAGCUGGCCUUUGAUUCCGGCUUGAGCCAGCCUGCCUAAGUGCUGAGCCCUUUUUGCCUUGCAUUGGAAAAUAGCAGCACAGCGGGAAAGAAACAGGAGGGGACAUUAAUAGGGGACCUUGAGCAAUGAAUUCGAUUCCUGUCUCAUUUCACAUUUGCUUUCGGUAACAAGCUCAGCCGACUAGGUUUUUAUUAUUUAUUUGAUGGCUAGAUAGAAGUUUGAACUUUCUCCCUUUGGAUGAAGUGAAGGUGAUUUGGUAGGACAUCCCAGUUAUCGUGGGAAACAUCCAGUUCCAAGAUGGCUGGAACCAGAGGCAGCUUUCCAGACGGGCACUCCAUAAAGAGGGAUUGUAGGAAAACACAGGCCUGAAGACAAAUCUUUUUCAAGAAAGGCGUUCCAGGUACAUCAAGAAGGUGUGGUACAAUCCUAAAAAAAAAAAAAACAAACAAAAAAAAAACUCUGUUGCCAGAGAGGCAAAAACGAAAUUUUAACAGUUUUGCACUUAACUCCCUGAAAGUGGAAAGCUAGUAGCUCAGGGGGCAAGUACAAGGCUAUCUCUUGUACUGCUUGCAGUGAACCUGUUCCAUAAACAAACCUAUUUAGGCAGUAUUUUUCUUCACGUUUAUUCCUACAGCAGCGUGUAGGAACUUUAAGGUGGUGGACUUGAAGCCCCAGAAUUCCUAAGCCAGCCAGGUUGGCUGAGGAAUUCUGGGGCUUGGAAGUCCACUCGUCUUAAAGUUGCCAAAGUUAAAAAAAAAAAAAACCCCACCA